AAAGUGCAAUUAGGUCUUCCAAUUUUUCAACCUAAAACCCUGUCUGGUAACACAAUACCACAAUUUCCAGAGGAUCCUGCAAGGACAGAGUGAGGCAAUGGCAACCAGCGAAGACAGUGGAAAGAAGGAAGGGACCAACUUGCUAGGCUCGCCCACUUUCACAGAGUUGGGAAACGCCCGUUUCAGGUGCGUUGAAACUGGGCACGAGGUCCUUUCUAAGGACAUAGCGUCCUACUCUCAGAGCAAAAAAUGUCGUUUGGGUCUCAUCGAUUUCGCCUUGACGAACCGCAAAGCCCCUCUCAACAUGUUCAAACAAGACCCUCUCUGUCGUUCAAAGUUGAUAUGUAAGCUGACUGGGGACAACGUGAAUAAGUCAGAGGAACAUAUCUGGAAGCAUAUGAGUGGGAAAAGAUUUCUCAAUAAAUUAGAGAGAGAGGAAGAAGAGAAGUUAUCGUGCCAAGGAAUGGAAGUUGAAGAGAGUUUACAGGAGUCAGAAAGUGCAGAAGGUGGAGGAAAGGAUAAAAAGAAGAAGAAGAAGAAGAAUAAGAACAAAGGGAUUGAUGAGGAGAACUUACUGGAGUCGAAAAGUGCAAAUCCUGGAGAAAAGGAUAGAAUGAAGAAGAAAAAGAAUAAGGACACGACAAUUGAAGAGAUUAGAUCAGAAGUUACGAAGUCUCCCGUUGAGAAUAGUGACACAGAAGUUGAGGAUAAUGACACAGAAGAUGAAGACUUCUGGAUGCCUCCUGUUGGUGAUCGGUGGGACCAUGAUGAUGGAGGAGAUCGAUGGGGUUCCGAGUCUGAGUCUGAGUCAGUGCAGGAAAUUGAAGAUGGGAAUGUAAUCGAUGGUGAUGGUGAUGCUGCUGAGGAUUGCAAGGAGUCAGAAGAGUUGUCAUCAAGGACAAAAAGAAUGUCAAUAGAAAUUGGACCGAGCAGCUUUGCUACAAGAAAGAAGAAAAGUAAGAACCAUCACGCUUAGAUUUGUUUGCAAGCCAAGUUUAGUCUAGAGAAUCACAAGUCAAUUUUUCGGUGCAUGUAUCAAACUAUGUCAACCCACACUAUUCGCACAUGGGUACAAAAUGCAUUACCUAUUCAAUUUUUUCUUGUUUUGAGCAGCUGCUUUAUCAUCAUAUUUGUAUCAGAAGUAGCAUGAAAUUGGAUUAAUUGUAAGUCUUAAAAUUAAGCAUGCAAUCAAUUGCAGGUGUGCUUAUGAUAUUAUUUAAGGUCAAAAGUUCUUUAUGAUGAUCGUUCAUAAUUUUGUGUC
Messenger RNA from Vigna unguiculata (cowpea), 1261 nucleotides. RefSeq lists its product as uncharacterized. The record is from RefSeq and is a predicted model, not a curated record. NCBI's taxonomy places the organism in Eukaryota, Viridiplantae, Streptophyta, Magnoliopsida, Fabales, Fabaceae.